This is a messenger RNA of Penicillium roqueforti, 960 nucleotides long. RefSeq lists its product as uncharacterized. The coding region runs from base 1 to 960 and encodes 319 amino acids. NCBI's taxonomy places the organism in Eukaryota, Fungi, Ascomycota, Eurotiomycetes, Eurotiales, Aspergillaceae. The transcript has a single exon. The record is from RefSeq and is a predicted model, not a curated record.
AUGCGUUUCAAUCCUACAUUGAGCCUGGCCAUGGUGGCCAGCGCCACAGCCGCCCAAUUGACAACCCAACUAUUCAACUUCACCAGCUCAAUCAACAUCGAAAACAGCCAGCUCCGGCCCAACGGCCAUCUCCUCCUCACAACAUUCUACGAAGCCCAUCUCUACACAAUCAACCCGCUCGCCCGCAAUCCCCAAGCCGAGCUAGUCGCCGCGCUCCCCGGCGCCACAGCUCUAACCGGCAUUGCAGCCGUCGGCCACGACAAGUAUGCCGUCGUAGGCGGAGUCCGGGGCUCAUACCACUACGACAACGAAACCAUCUACACUGUCGACUUUAGCAAGAAUGCCACAAACCCCACCAUCCAGACCGUCGCGCACAUCCCGGACGCCGAUAUGCUAAACGGCAUGGCCUCAAUGCCGUCGCAGCCGCAUAUUCUCCUGAUCGCGGACGCGCGGUUGGGAUCCAUAUUCCGCGUCGACAUCACUACCGGUGUCUCGAAGGUUGUGUUGAAGAACGACGCCCUGGCCGCGCCUGCGAACUCGUCCAUGCCCAUCGGCAUCAAUGGUCUGCAGGUUGUCGGAGGUAAUGUGUACUUCACCAAUAGUGCGCUUAAUAUAUUCGCCCGGGUGGCUGUCAGCGAAGACGGGGGGACUUUCGGUCGUAUUCAGGUCAUUGCGCAGUUGGUGCGCGAGGCCGGCGAUACGGAUUCGGAUUGGGAUGAUUUUGCGAUUGAUGCUAGUGGUAAUGCUUAUGUGGCGCAGCCGUCUAAUGCCAUUGCUAAGAUCACGCCGGAUGGAACGCAGAGUGUCGUUGCUGGUGGGGGUGAUAGCUUGGCUUUUAUUGGCCCUACUUCUGUGCAGAUCGUGCCGGGUGGGAAAUUGGCUUAUGUUACUACUCGUGGAGGUGACCAGGGGGGUGUCUCUUAUGGUGGGCAGGUUGUUGCGCUUCGGCUUCGCGAGUAG